AAAGACAGUCCUUGGACCAGUGAUAUCUCCCUCAAGAUUCUUGCCUUUCAUGAAAAGGGCUAUAUGGAAGAACUUGAUGGUAAAUGGAUCUUGUUUAAAGGCCAGGACUGUGAAGAGAGUAAUUCUGCCCCAGCCACUCUGGGACUCACUAACAUGGCAGGUGUGUUCCUUAUGGUAGCAGGGGGUAUAGUAACAGGGGUUCUUGUCAUUUUUGUUGAGAUUGCCUACAAACGCCACCGAGGGAUGAGAGAGAAGGAAAUGGAGCUAGCAAGGCAUGCAGCAGAUAGAUGGCGCAGUAAUAUUGAGAAACGCAAGAAGAGACGACAGGAAUUUAUCCCAGCUAUAAUCACCAUACAGAGUUCACAAAAUGAAACGGCGUACGCUUCGUCGUACCCUUCUGGCCCAACAACAGGAGCUGGAGAUUAUCAAGCCUAAUGGACUCACAGAUAUAAAGGUGUCACCAACAUCCAUGCGCAACCCAAACACAACCAACCCAGAGAUUGUACCUGUUACUUCAGGAUCCUCUAGUUUCCAUGGCAACCUACCUGUUGUUGCUACGGUAACACGCCACAACCCAACUUACCAAUCUGGGGAAGCUGAGGACCAGUUGUAACCUGACACUAGUGUUGUCUUCAGAAAAUUGAGAAAAAGAAUUUCUAAAGAAACACAUAAGUGCAAAUGCGCAUGAGAGAAAUUAUAAUGGAGCUUGAGACAAUAUGGACUGUCUGCUUCGUGUAUUGACUUGUUAAAAAAUGGAUGAGAAUCUAAAACAUCUAAUGGGUUGGGUCUUUGUUACCCAACAAAAAAUAACCUGUACAGUAUUUAAAAACUCAUGAUGUAAUAUUAUUAUUGUAUUUGCUAUU
Messenger RNA from Owenia fusiformis, 863 nucleotides. The record is from the annotation of a GenBank genome assembly. NCBI's taxonomy places the organism in Eukaryota, Metazoa, Annelida, Polychaeta, Sabellida, Oweniidae.